Messenger RNA from Chaetura pelagica (chimney swift), 1367 nucleotides. RefSeq names its product hepatocyte nuclear factor 4, gamma (gene HNF4G). Bases 3 to 1367 code for a protein of 454 amino acids. The transcript is spliced from 10 exons. The record is from RefSeq and is a predicted model, not a curated record. Gene Ontology annotation, biological process: cell differentiation; anatomical structure development; regulation of transcription by RNA polymerase II. Gene Ontology annotation, molecular function: zinc ion binding; nuclear receptor activity; RNA polymerase II cis-regulatory region sequence-specific DNA binding. NCBI's taxonomy places the organism in Eukaryota, Metazoa, Chordata, Aves, Apodiformes, Apodidae.
CAAUGAUGAGGCUCUCAGAACCAAUGCUAGACAUGGAAAUGGCAAACUACAGUGAAGUUUUAGAUCCAACGUAUACAGCGCUGGAGUUCGAAACGAUGCAGAUUCUAUAUAAUGGCAAUGACAGUUCAGGAGAAGCUGUCAACAUGAAUGCUGGUGACAAUGGGGUCAGCAGCCUCUGUGCAAUAUGUGGAGACCGAGCAACUGGAAAACACUAUGGUGCGUCCAGCUGUGAUGGAUGCAAGGGAUUCUUUAGACGCAGUAUACGGAAAAACCACGUCUAUACAUGCAGAUUCAACCGGCAAUGUAUUGUUGACAAAGACAAAAGGAAUCAAUGCAGAUAUUGUCGUUUAAAAAAGUGUUUUCGAGCCGGAAUGAAAAAAGAAGCUGUACAAAAUGAACGGGACAGGAUAAGUACGAGAAGAAACACUUUUGAUGGCUGCAACAUUCCCUCUAUUAGCACAUUGUCACAAGCUGAGACACUCUCCCGUCAGAUCUCAGUCACCAGUCCUGGUGCUAGCACUGACAUAAAUGUUAAGAAGAUUGCUAGUAUUAGCGAUGUCUGUGAAUCUAUGAAACAACAACUUUUGGUCCUGGUGGAAUGGGCUAAAUACAUUCCAGGCUUCUGUGAAUUACCACUGGAUGACCAGGUUGCCCUGCUAAGAGCACAUGCUGGGGAACACCUGUUGCUUGGAGCAGCAAAACGGUCCAUGGUGUAUAAGGACAUUUUGCUUUUAGGCAACAAUUACAUAAUCCAUCGCAACAGCACUGAGGUAGAGAUCAGCCGAGUGGCAAAUCGGAUUCUAGAUGAACUAGUUCGACCCUUCCAGGAAAUUCAAAUAGAUGACAAUGAGUACGCUUGCUUGAAGGCAAUUGUGUUUUUUGAUCCAGAUGCAAAGGGACUGAGUAAUCCAAUGAAGAUUAAGAACAUGCGGUUCCAAGUUCAGAUCAGUUUAGAAGAUUAUAUUAACGACCGUCAGUACGACUCCCGAGGAAGAUUUGGAGAACUUCUGCUUCUACUGCCUACACUCCAGAGCAUCACUUGGCAAAUGAUUGAGCAAAUACAAUUGGUUAAACUGUUUGGAAUUGUUAAAAUUGACAGUUUGCUUCAGGAAAUGUUAUUGGGAGGUACUUCUAAUGAUGCCAGUCAUAUGCAUCAUCCAGUACAUCCUCACUUAGCCCAAGAUCCAUUAACUGGCCAAACUAUCCUCAUAAGUUCAAUGUCUGCUCCUGUACAUACAGAACAGAUUUCAACUCCAGAAACUCCAUUACCUUCACCUCCUCAAGGCUCUGGACAAGAAUACAAAAUGUCUACAAAUCAGGCUUCAGUCAUUGCACAGCAAUCUAUUUUGAAACCAAAACCAUUGUGA